AUGUCGAAGAAAAAAUCAUCGAAAACGGUGACCUCCGUGAAAAGUAAGAAACAAUACAACGAAAAUGCAUGGCAGGAGCUUUUGGAAUCGCUAUCAAUUAAUGACGAUCAUUGGUGGUGUAUCGUAACUAUGAUGGUAGAGACUAGGAGUGAUCAUGCACGAUGCGUGUCGAUGUUUAACGAAGCUGCAGAAGAGGGGAAACGAAAAGCGAUUUAUACUCUGAGCCAUCAGAAAAUGUUAGCUAACGUUAGGUCCCUGUCUAGACAGGAUCCAGAUAAAUGUCCAGUUCUACAACGAGUUUGCCAUCAUGCCAACAAGCUGCUCGAAGCUAAUAUUGAAUCUACUUGGUCGUUAGCACGUGUUAUCAAAUAUAUGAUCUAUCGUGCUAAAAUAGAAGCGGUAUUCAGGAUCAAGAAGGAACGAGAAUUAAAACAAGCUAUCGAAGCGGAAUAUUAUAUUAUGCAGACUGUUGUCGAUCCAACUACGUCGAAAAAUGUUAAAAAGAAGAACGAUCAGUCCUUGAGAAAUAAAGCUAAUACUCGGCUUAGAAUUCGCGAAGAAGAAUGGAGAGACAUAGUUUACAUCGAUGAUGCUCCACUCGACGGACCUAAUCUCUACGUCGUUUUAACGGGCUUUCACGAUCCUGAUCUAUUCGUAGAACUGAUGAACAUCGGCGUACCUAUGACUUGUAUACUCAAGAUAAAAAGACCUGGCGAAACAUUACAACACAUUUCUUCGUUUAACGAAGAAAAAAAUCAACAUACCGAUAGAAUAUGGUUACGUUUUCCUGGAAGUUACGCCGUGGACAAAGUCGACCUUUAUAAAUUCUGGACAUCGUUGAAAAAUACUUUAAAAGAUCCACAAGCCAUUCAAACGUUUUCUAAUAUAGCGUUUCUUACGUUCAAGCCGCCAUUUUUAGCGGAGACACUUGAUGAUCUUGAAUACAAGAUUCUCAAAAAGGAUAUUUUCGAUAAAGUAUCCUUUAUCGUGUACGAUCUUUACGAUCUUCUUCGAAAACAUUCCAAUUACCUUAGAAGCAUGUUAAUCCAGCGUUACGACAUCGAUGAAAAGGAAGAAGCUGAGGCUAACGUCUACCAUGCAAUUCUCGAUGCUCUACCAACGGAAUGCGUCACCGUGCCAACAUUACUUAAUGCUCUUUUACUGCAGGUCGAAGCCAACUUAGAGUUAGUCCUGGCAGAUCGAUCGUUCCAAGAGCAAAAUGUUUCGGCAAAGGAGAACGUCGUUGAAAAGGAGGAGAACGAGGAGGAAGAAGAAAAGGAGGAAGUGCCAGUUGAGAGUAUCGACGGCGACGAGGAUUCGUGGGUUCGAGAAAGAAUCAAACUUUUAAAUCAAAAGUACAAGGUCAAAAUGUAUAACAAUAUCGUCGAAGAGAAUUCGAACGAGUUGCCAAUCGAAUUGAUUCUUCGCGGAGACAAAUUGACUUUGAAUACUCGUUGCAUUAAAUUGGAUGAUAAUAUCAAAGCGUUGUUAAAUCUAUCCGAUGACAUGUCCUUGGCUGAUUCAAUUCUCCAAGUUUAUCAAGACUCUAGAAUAAUCGAUUGUUGGGUGCAUUAUAAACAAUUAACAGAAACCAAAAUGAAGGAAAUUUUAACGGAUCCUUCUUUGCUUUUGCCAAAAGAUGAGAAAGAGGAGUCAAGAUUCUUUUCGAAAAGUGAUACUGAGAUAGACUAUGGGAAGGCCGUGGCUGCGUUCUUGAGUUGUCCAAGUCUCUUUGGACUCACCGAUAUAAGGGAAGUUUUGUUACCGAGUUAUUUGGAGAAGAAUGUCUUCGAGGGAAGAGAUAGAAGAAUGCAAAGAGUAGGAGAACCACUCGAAGAAUACGACGACGUCGAGUUACUUCCAAAAAGGGUUCUCCUUCAAACCUUUUACAAAUGCUUCCAAAAUUUCGAACGUUUCGAGAAAAGAUAUUUUGAACCAACGGAUUCUAUAUUACUGUAUUUCAGUAAUGAUUAUGUAAAAGGUGACGUAUCCGAACGUUCGACCUUAUCUAGCUUACGCACACCAGUUUGUUUACGAGAUUUCGUUAAGUACGUAUAUAAAGAAGAGAUCGAUUGGAUAAAUCGAGAAGAAGAAAAGGAUCGAUCAGAAUUGAUAAAGAGGACAAGUAAAUCGUCGAUCGGUGAAAUUAGUUCCUCGGAGGACGAACUUCAUUUUUAUUUCGGCGACGAACAUUUUAUUCUUCCGAAUUCUUUAAAAGCUCAGGACAUGAAAAAAAAAUUACAAGUUGACUCGAAAUAUAAAGAUUCUUCGAGACUCGAUACACCUAGGACGGAAGUAAUCGGUGAGAAAAAAAUUCCCAAGGGGGAUGAGAAAAAGAAAGGUGAUAAAACGUUGAGCGAAAAAAUCUCGUUGAAGGACAGAAAACAGAAAACAAAUAGAGAAAUAAAUGAAAUCGACACUUCCUUUCUACCUCGGAGGAAGAUCCUAUCUUUCGAGUCUGCCAAAGAGGAUGAACCUCACGAGUUCAUAGGGUAUGACCUCGGAAACUUGCGAGUUCAGAUAGUUGAGAAGAGUAAGAUCUUCAAUUCGGAGGAUGGUACAUUCGUACAAGUGAAUCUCGAGACGUGGCUUUACGAGAAGGUGGAUUUACGUAUUACCAUUACCCUUGCUGGUUGCACUCUACGUUUGUUUGAAAAACUCAACGAUCAUACAACUCCGGACGAGUAUUGGAAGGAAUUGAAAUUUGAUUUUCACGCCUCUUGGCCAUCAGGUUUGACGAUUUCACCAGUUACCGGGGAUGGUCCUGAAAAUCCUUUUUACAUUACUCAGUCAUACAUUUCCAAAGCACCCGAAGAUGUUGCUGGAGAAGCUUAUAGAAAAUUUUUGAGGAAUGGUACGGUGUUGAAGUUUCUCAACGACAAUACCGUCAUUGUAUUGCGUCCGAAUGGUACAGUCAUUGAAUGCACAUUGUUCGAGGAUAUCACAACGGACGAAAAAAAUUUCGAGGAAGGUAAAGAACUUCUCCUUAAGAAGGAUUCGUAG
Molecule: messenger RNA, 3003 nt
Organism: Vespula vulgaris
Lineage: Eukaryota; Metazoa; Arthropoda; Insecta; Hymenoptera; Vespidae
Exons: 5
Coding region: 1-3003 (1000 amino acids)
Biological process (GO): axonemal central apparatus assembly; epithelial cilium movement involved in extracellular fluid movement
Cellular component (GO): axonemal central apparatus
Source: RefSeq, a predicted model, not a curated record